Williopsis jadinii is the source of this 1368-nucleotide messenger RNA. It is a transcript of the gene GAS4, whose product is annotated as 1,3-beta-glucanosyltransferase. Gene Ontology annotation, biological process: fungal-type cell wall (1->3)-beta-D-glucan biosynthetic process. Bases 1 to 1368 code for a protein of 455 amino acids. The transcript is spliced from 4 exons. Gene Ontology annotation, cellular component: cytoplasm; fungal-type cell wall. The record is from RefSeq and is a predicted model, not a curated record. Gene Ontology annotation, molecular function: 1,3-beta-glucanosyltransferase activity. Lineage: Eukaryota; Fungi; Ascomycota; Saccharomycetes; Phaffomycetales; Wickerhamomycetaceae.
AUGGCGCUCUUUGAUGCAGCCUCGUGGGCCUUUGUCCACCCGAUAGGGGUCCAUGGCCGCUAUUUCGUUGAUACUGUGACGAGAGAGCCCUUCUUUGUGAAAGGAGUUGACUACCAGCCGGGUGGCUCUUCAGCUGUCACAGAGGACUCGGACCCGCUCUCAGAUCCAAACGCCUGUGCCAGGGAUAUAAUCAUGUUCCAAGAGUUGGGUAUUAACACCAUCCGUGUUUACUCCAUCAACCCAGAUCUCAACCAUGACAUAUGUAUGACGAUGUUGGCGUCUGCUGGCAUAUACUUGGUGUUGGAUGUGAACUCGCCACUUGAAGGACAGCACUUGAACCGAUACGAGCCGUGGUUGACAUACAACGAGGAUUAUGUGGAGCACGUGUUCAAAGUCAUAGAGCAGUUCUCAGGCUAUAACAACACCUUGGGCUUCUUUGCAGGCAAUGAGAUUGUCAACGAUAAGAAGAGUGCGAGAAAUUCACCCGUUUACGUCAAGGCCCUAAUUUCCGAUAUGAAGUCGUACAUCUCCAAGCAUAGUCCAAGGUUCAUUCCGGUUGGCUAUUCCGCAGCUGAUGAUUUGAACUAUAGGGUAUCGUUGUCCAAGUACCUAGAGUGUACCACUGGUUCUCUAUACGAUUCCGUGGAUUUCUAUGGCGUCAAUACUUACCAGUGGUGUGGUGAACAGACGUUCUAUACAAGUGGCUAUGACAUCUUGGUGAACGACUAUGAGGAUUACGUUCGUCCUGUUUUCUUUUCAGAAUUUGGAUGCAACAAGGUGACUCCAAGACUGUUUGAAGAAGUUGGAUCAAUGUUUUCGAACGAUAUGAUUGGUGUGUUCAGUGGAGGCUUGGUUUAUGAAUAUUCACAAGAGCCAAACAACUAUGGAUUGGUUGAAAUUGACGCAAAUGGUAACCUCAAGCUACUCAAGGAUUAUGAUCAUUUGAAGCUUCAGUUCAACAGCGUUGACUUGCCAACAGGCAGGGAGAUUGCUGAUUUGUACACCAGCCAUGGCAAAGGGCUCAAAUUGGGAGCCCAGGCAAUCCCAGAAUGUUAUGAUGAGUAUGACAACUUGGAUAUAAACAAAGGUGUCGAUUCUGCUGUCUCUCUGUUACUCUUGAGAAAUGGAGUCGAUGCCAGAAGGGGAAAAUUCGUCAAGCUUUUGGAGGAGGACUUCUUCACAACUUUCAACAUCACAACUAGCUCUGGUGCUCCAUUUCCAACGAAUUAUAUGAAGGCAACACACCUGCCAUCAACAGGAGUAGAGAACAAUACUAACAACGUCAGGAACUUCAAGACACGAUCUUCUGAGAUCAAAUACAUGGAUAAAGCACAUCUUUGUCAUAAUAAUUGGGUUCGCUUUCAUUAA